GCCCAAGCUGCAAGCGGAACAGACGCGGACCAAACCACUGCUCACUCGCCUCCCCGCUCUCUCUCUCUCUCUCUCUCUCUCUCUCUCUAUUUCCUAUUCUUCUAGUAGUAGUCUAGAUCCAAGAAGAGGAGGCAAGAAGGCAGCAAGGAAGCUUUGGAGCUGUAGGAACACUGUAGAUCCAGCCAGUGGCAGAUUUGGAGAGGAGCAGGGGUACGUGCAUGGCCAGCAGCAAGUGGUGGGAGCAGGCGGCACUCGACUUCCCGUCGCCGCAGCCGCACCAGGCGGUGCCCAUGCCGCCGGCGCUAGCUCCCGCGGUUGCCUCGCCGGAGGGCGGCGGCAAGCAGCAGCAGCAGCCGCAGCAAGCGGGCGCCGGGGCGGCGGGGGCCAUCGUGCCGCUGCGUCGGCCGCGGGGCCGGCCGCUGGGGUCCAAGAACAAGCCGAAGCCGCCGGUGAUCAUCACGCGGGACAGCCCGGACGCGCUGCACUCGCACGUGCUCGAGGUGGCGCCGGGCGCCGACGUGUCGGCGUGCGUGGCGGAGUACGCGCGGCGCCGGGGCCGCGGCGUCUGCGUCCUGGGCGCGUCGGGCGCGGUCGGGGACGUGGCCGUGCGCGGCGCCACGGCGCCGCUCCGGGGCCGGUUCGAGCUCCUCUCCGUCACCGGCACCGUGCUGCCCCCGCCGGCACCGCCCGAGGCGUCGGGCCUCGCCGUGCUCGUCUCCGCCGGCCAGGGCCAGGUCCUCGGCGGCUGCGUCGUUGGCCCGCUCGUCGCCGCUGGCCCCGUCACCAUCUUCGCCGCGACGUUCGCCAACGCGGUCUACGAGCGCCUCCCGCUCGCCGACGCCCCCGAGCUCGACGUCAAGCCCGACCUCUCCACCGCUACCUCGGCUGGCGGGCAAGAUGUGCAGCAGCAGCAGCAGCAGCAGCCACAGCUUCCAAUGGCGCCCUCCCACCAGCAACCUCCGGCGGCCAUGGGCGCCGGCGGCUACGCGGACCACCGCUCGCCGCCGUACCCGUGGGGAGGCGGCGUAUGAUGAGAUGAGCCGCAACCGAUGCAUCGACUCCUUCUCGGCCGGCGUUUCUUGGUUUUCUUGGUCCUAACAUUGACUAGAGAACUAGGUUUUGUCAAGGUAAUUGUUGGGCUGGUACUGCUACUGCAUGCAGCAUGCAUGGAAUUGAUUCAUUGGAACCCUUCUUGGGCUCCUGUAAUUUCCUUCCUUCUCCUUCGAUUUGUGAUUUUGUUGUGGGAAAAUGGAGUGAUUUGGCUGGCCACAGGGAGCCAAAGAACUUGGUGCACAUGGAGCAUUACAUUAGAUUAGCAUGCUGAUGCUUGCAAAUUACUUUCCCCCCUAGCAAAUGCAGCAGGUAGGCUGGAACAAGUGUUUGAAUUGUGUGGGCUGUGUGGUUAAAUGAGCUGAGUGUUCUUGUUCAAUGGACAACAAAACUCACAUCACAUUUCUGCUC
Molecule: messenger RNA, 1461 nt
Organism: Sorghum bicolor (sorghum)
Lineage: Eukaryota; Viridiplantae; Streptophyta; Magnoliopsida; Poales; Poaceae
Product: AT-hook motif nuclear-localized protein 22
Exons: 1
Coding region: 219-1031 (270 amino acids)
Biological process (GO): vegetative to reproductive phase transition of meristem
Cellular component (GO): nucleus
Molecular function (GO): minor groove of adenine-thymine-rich DNA binding; DNA-binding transcription factor activity
Source: RefSeq, a predicted model, not a curated record